Messenger RNA from Labrus mixtus (cuckoo wrasse), 3233 nucleotides. Its product is annotated as leucine-rich repeat LGI family member 2-like. The record is from RefSeq and is a predicted model, not a curated record. Gene Ontology annotation, biological process: inhibitory synapse assembly. NCBI's taxonomy places the organism in Eukaryota, Metazoa, Chordata, Actinopteri, Labriformes, Labridae. Gene Ontology annotation, molecular function: protein binding. The transcript has 8 exons. The coding region runs from base 195 to 1757 and encodes 520 amino acids.
CUGCUGCUGCUGCUGCUGCUGCAUUUUAAUGUCGCUCAGGCUGGCGGGUAAAAGCUGCUGCCGUCACUGUACACGGCCUCGUCUCCUGUUUUGAAUGUGCGAGAAAGAAACAUGACAUCUUCCAAACAGUUUCUACUGACCGCUCUGGCGUUGCUGUUUAUUUGCGGAGCAGCUGAACGCAAAAGGAUUUACAAAUGUCCUUCAGGAUGCUCGUGCACCACUCGUGCACCAAGGAGACGAUCAUCUGCGUCGGAACCUCACAGAUCCCGAAGACUAUACCGAGCGAGAUCAACUCACUGAGCAUGGUGAAUGGAUCUAUUUCUGAAGUCACAGAGGGAAUGUUUUCACUGAUGCCCUCUCUUCAGCUGUUACUUCUAAAUGCAAACUCGAUGACCACAAUCAAAGACGAUGCUUUCUCUGGACUUCCACAUCUGGAAUAUUUAUUCAUCGAAGGGAACAAGAUUGAAACGAUCACCAAGAAUGCCUUUCGUGGUCUGCGAGAUUUGACUCAUCUAUCACUCGCCAAUAACAAGAUGAGGUUUCUGCCCAGAGAUCUGUUUUUCUACUUGGAUUCGUUACUGGAGCUUGACCUGCGAGGAAACUCGUUCCAGUGCAACUGCGACAACAAAUGGCUGAUGAUGUGGCUGAAAAACACAAAUGCCACAGUAUCAGAUGUCUUCUGUGCCGGGCCCAGUGACAUGAAGGGCAAGCGGCUCAACGACCUCCCCAUUCCGCCGGGCGAGUGCAUCUCCACAGACUUUGUGCGUCAUCAGUCGAUUCCCAUUCAGUCCAUGUCAGCGGACAUCUUCUCCUUCAAAGAGGACAUCUAUGUGGCAAUGGCUGCUCCCAACUCCAACAGCUGCGUGGUCAUGGAGUGGGAUCACGUCGAAAUGAAUUUCAGGAAGUUUGACAACAUAACAGGGAAGUCUGUCGUUGGCUGCAGGUCGGUUCUGAUCGACAACCACGUCUUGAUAAUUGUUACUCAGCUCUUUGGUGGCUCCCAUAUCUACAAGUUUGACGAUCAGCAGAACAAGUUCGCAAAGUUUCAAACUAUCGAGGUCUUCAACAUCUCGAAGCCGAACGACAUCGAGGUCUUCCAGAUGGACGGCGAUUGGUACUUUGUGAUCGUGGACAGCUCAAAGGCAGGUUUAUCUACUCUCUACAAAUGGACUGACCAACCAGACCGCAAUGAAACUGGAUUUUACUCCUACCAGUUCCUACACGAGUGGUUCCGUGACACAGAUGCCGAGUUUGUCGAGGUAGACGGGAAGUCUUAUCUCAUCUUAGCCAGUCGAUCUCAGGCCCCCGUCAUCUACCUGUGGAACAAGAGCACCCUGAAAUUCAUCCAGCACGGUGAGAUCCCACAUGUUGACGACGUAGUGGCAGUCAAAGCAUUUAAGUUGGAGGGCGACUGGUUUCUGGCCAUGACUUGCUACAUCGGUGACUCCAAAGUCCUCAAAUGGACCAAUAAGCAGUUCACCGAGGUGCAGGCUCUGCCGUCUCGAGGAGCUAUGAUCCUCCAGCCGUUCACCUUCACAGACAGGCACUACCUUGCUCUCGGCAGUGAUUAUUCCUUCACACAGAUCUACCUCUGGGACAUGGAGACCAAAACCUUUCAUAAAUUCAAAGACAUUUACGUGCAGUCGCCUCGGUCGUUCAUAGCAGUGAACACUGACCGCAGGAAUUUUAUCUUCUCCUCAAGCUUCAAGGGCAAGUCCAUGGUUUUUGAGCAUAUCAUAGUAGAUUUGAGCUUAUAAUACCUCGUAAAAUAAUGAGUGAUCAAACUACGAGUCAACUAAAUAGCUUAAUAAUGCGUUUGCUACAAAGGAAUUAUAAAUGCAGCCGAUCUUCUUCAUGCAACCUUUGUUGGAUGACAGACCACCAAAACAAAGUGAAGGCAAUAAAGCUUGAAGCUAAAGGCUGGCACAAUUAGGAAAUAAUGGCCACCUUUAAAAUGUACCCAGAAUAAAUAUACUUGUAGCAUACUAUCAAUUAAAUUUAAGGGUAUUUACAAUAAUUCUAUCCAGUAAACAAUGGGCAAGUCAAUGGAUGUCCUUUCUGGCCAUGUCAACCAUCCACUUUAAACUGGAAACCCCAAACAGGAAUUAAACACCAAUAUGUUGAGUAUAAUAUGACAUUGCAAUACAAUUUUAUAAUAUAUCUAAUAGUGGACCUGUAAACGUGGUGCUUAUUUAGUUGCCUCAAGGAAUGGAAGAAAAAGUAAGAGCCUGAAAUACGUCACAAAAACUGACCUAACAUUGAUUUCUGCAUAAUCUAUAUUCUAAUGUUCUAAAGCAGACAGGUGUGUAUGCCGUGUUGUGGGACCAAGUCUGGGGGUAAAAAUAUAUAUAUACUAUAAAGGCGACAAUUAAAGCAGAGUUAAGAUGCAAAAACCAUUGAAGCAUAAACAUUACAGCGAAAGCCUCGCGUCCUUGUGGCUCUGUUGUUUCUUAAAGGUGGUGUUUUCAGACAGACUCUCCUGGCAGGUAUUCAUGGUGUUACGCUUGGCCAUAUAAACAAAAAAGUGAUAGAUGUGUGCAAAUGCAGUACAAACCUUAAUUUCUCAUUUCCUCUCACAUGGCUACAUGCGGAAGAGGGUGUGUUUUUUCUUAUUGUCAAUUUUUUUUUUUUUUUAAUUACAGAAUUUGAUGGAUUUAGCGAAUAAAAAAUAAUUUUGUAUGCGUUUGGGAGAAAGUUUUCUUCAUGCUCAGCAACUCAGAAAACUGUUUGGCUUUAGCACUGAAACUAAAACGCCAAGUCACCAUAAAAUUCUCCUCACUGGACAAGUGAAGGGUUUAGUUAUGGGCAGCUUGAACUUCUGAGUCUCCAGAAGAUAUUUUGGAGACGUAUAAUACCAAUAAGUGGAAUAACUGAUGAUUCAAAAGUGCAUGAAAACAAGAGUGUCUUCAAAGAGCUGAACGUGUUAAACAAUAUUAUGAGCUUAAGCUGAACUGCAUCUAUAUAUUUAUGACUAACUACUGUAUGAACAGAGCGCCUGAAACGUGGCUUAACAAAAUUAAAUGUACUUCUGAUUUCUAUGCAAAAUGUAUAAUACUGAAUGUUGCUCUGAAUUACAAUCACAAGGUUAAUUGUGUGCUGCUACGAUAUUGUAUAAAACACAAAUGUGUCUUCUUUUCUUUACUAAUCAUUUGAUAUGUUUCAUUAGGAUACAUUAUUUUAACAUACAUUAUAAUGGAAUAAUGUAUAUAUGAGGCUUUGGUCUUGGCUUGUUA